UCUAAAUACUAUAUUUCCAGCCUCCAUGGAUAUUGACCCUCAAACUCACUUACUCCACUCGCAAAACUUCACAUAUUUUUCCUUCUUCUCCGAGUUGCAUUACUGGAAUCAUGCUACCACUAUUGUUGAGACCUUGGCUAUCUCCACCGUCUUCCUGGUGUCCGUGGUGACAAAUGCUGGAGCCGCAGCCCUGGUAACCUGGGAGCGCAGACUGCCGGCCAACAAGACCAUCCUGACCCUCAACUUGUUUGUGGCCGACCUGCUGUUUGUCAGCAUGGUUCCACUGAUAGUGGCAGUGCGCUGGACCGGGUCCUGGACACUGGGGUUCGCAGCCUGUCACUCUGUGCUGUAUGUCAUCUGUAUGAGUGGCUGUGCCACCGUCACUACCCUGGCCUCCAUCAGUGUGGAGAGGCUCCAGGCCAUCCUCCGUCUGCAGACGACCCCCACUCUAAACCCCAAAAUGGUGGCCGUCACCCUCAUCUUCAUCUGGGCCUUUUCUGCACUCACUGCUUUACCCACCAGUUUGUUCUUCACUGUGAUAGAAGUGGAUUUCACAGAGCAGGAAGAUGUACAUAUCUGUACUCUGAAGUGGCCUGACCCAACUGGAGAGAUAGUAUGGAAUGUGUCCUUUACUGCCCUGUGCUUCCUUCUCCCAGGACUCAUUAUAGUCGUCAGUUACAGCAAAAUAUUACAGAUUGCUAAAAAAUCAAAGCGAAGGCUCCAACGUCGAGGCAGUCAGCCGCCACUCGGUGGGUCUCCUGAAUACCAUGUCUCCCGCCAGGACAUGAAGCUCUUCCGUACUCUUCUGUUCCUUGUGCUCUCUUUCUUGCUCAUGUGGAGUCCUAUUUUCAUCAUCACCUUCCUCAUCAUGGCCAGAAACCUCUCCAGCAGUCACCUUCACGUCUCCUCUACCAUGUUCUUCUGGGUGACAACGUUCACACUGACCAACUCGGCUCUCAAUCCCAUCCUCUACUCGCUCUGUCAGUACAGGAAUAGUGGCCGUAAGUUCUGCUGUGGUUCUGCUGUGGCGCCACUGCGAGGAGACACUUGCAGCAGUGGUCAAAGGCAAACGACGCAUCAGUGAUUAUCGUGGUUGUGUCAGUUAAACAUGUUGACGAAGUGCACAACACAAUGUACACACAAUGUAAGAUGGACCACUUUUAUGCUUUCUUCAACCUUGGUUCAGUGCUGUAAAGCAGAAAGACAUUUCCAAACAGUUUUAAUGUUGGUUUAGUUCCAUUAUAUUAAUGUUAUAUGUAGAAUAAGUUGUGAUCUAAGAGUGGAGGUUUCUAUUAUCUGACUCCUUAGUCAGUUCAUAAUAACAUACUCUGAACAAUUGACUAAUAUGAUUAAGACUUAAAGUGUCAAACAUGGAGAAGCUAAUAACAAACACACACUACUC
This is a messenger RNA of Solea solea (common sole), 1402 nucleotides long. Its product is annotated as free fatty acid receptor 4-like. The record is from RefSeq and is a predicted model, not a curated record. Gene Ontology annotation, cellular component: membrane. Lineage: Eukaryota; Metazoa; Chordata; Actinopteri; Pleuronectiformes; Soleidae. The coding region runs from base 26 to 1084 and encodes 352 amino acids. The transcript is spliced from 3 exons. Gene Ontology annotation, biological process: G protein-coupled receptor signaling pathway. Gene Ontology annotation, molecular function: peptide binding; G protein-coupled receptor activity.